Molecule: messenger RNA, 1008 nt
Organism: Schistosoma bovis
Lineage: Eukaryota; Metazoa; Platyhelminthes; Trematoda; Strigeidida; Schistosomatidae
Source: the annotation of a GenBank genome assembly
CGUAAAUAUUGGAAAAACAGUUAAAAAUGACAGAUAAAAAUUAGGAUUUGAUAAACUGAUGAUCAAUUUAGUGUUUAUAUGCACUGUUUUAAUGUACUCUACUAGGCCAUUAAAUCUGUCUCUUUUCAAGUGGAAAUUAUUUAUCGACUUCGUGUUUCAGUAGAUUGCUGAUGAUGAUGUUUAUUGCAUUUGCAUUAUUUUCCAGCUUUGUUCUCAGCACACACGCUGUGACGCUGGAAGAGGGACUUAAGAACCCUUCCAAAUAUGUUCGUUAUGACACAGCUCCUAAUAAUACCUGGAUUCAUGCUCUGAUUUCUCUUUGCAUAACAUACGGUACGCUUACCGGAUUUAUACUCUGCAUACACCUAGUGGUAUACCUUUCAGGAUCAAAGAAGAAUCGUCGUUCUGCUUGAUCUAUUAGAUAUUUAGUAUAGAUGCUAGAUAUAGUUCUUUAUGUUAACAUUGUAUUUUAAUCCCCAUAAUUUUCCAAUCCAUCAUUUAUUUAUUUGAGGAAAAUUGCGUGUUCCAAUAGCCGAAACAAACAUCAUUUCUCUAAAUUAUUUUAAAAAAUCUCAGUGAAUAAUAAAGUAUGCCAUACAUUAUGGUAGAUGAUGAUGUACUGUAUAAUUCGAAUUUAUAUUCACGUGAUUUCUGCGAUUAAAAGUAAAUUUUUAAUCGGAUAAUCUCAGAUAAUGUAUAAAUAUACUUUGUAGACCAUAACAUUCUUUUGGUAUGGCUGAGUCGAAAAAUUGAUUCAUGAUUAGACCUAUCGUUCAAAGCAUCUUUUAAAUUGAUCGCUCUUCGAAUAAGCUUUAAAAACGCCUGGUGAUUACGACAUACCUGGUGCGUGUAUUUGUUUGCAAAACUUACUAUUCUGACAGUUUGUUAAGCAUUCAAGCUUACAAAUAUCCAAGUUUUAUGUCAUAUGGGAAAUUUAGAAUGAAGUAAUCAUCCACUAAUAGGCUGAUGUAGAACAUCUGUGACUAUUAUUUUUUCAUAACUUUUAAA